AUGCACACAACCCACCAUCAUUCACUCUCUCUCAUCCUCCUUCUCUCCCUAAAAAGUAGAAGCCUAACCAAAAACCCAUUUUCCACUGCCACCCCCAAUCACCGGUCACCACCAUCACAACAUCGCUUACCUGCAUCGGAGGCCACCCUUCAUCACUGCUAUUGUGGAGGUUUGACCGUCCGCUUCUCCUUCCGAACUCAACAAAUCAGAAAAUCGAGUAGGUCUCGAUUUUUAAGGUUGAUCUACAAGCACAACCUUGAACUCACAGAAUUGGUCAAAAGCAGGAGGUAA
Molecule: messenger RNA, 291 nt
Organism: Lactuca virosa
Lineage: Eukaryota; Viridiplantae; Streptophyta; Magnoliopsida; Asterales; Asteraceae
Source: the annotation of a GenBank genome assembly